Menidia menidia (Atlantic silverside) is the source of this 2193-nucleotide messenger RNA. NCBI's taxonomy places the organism in Eukaryota, Metazoa, Chordata, Actinopteri, Atheriniformes, Atherinopsidae. The record is from the annotation of a GenBank genome assembly.
AUGCGGCUGAGGGCUAACGGCUGCUGGACCGCGCCGGACUCGCCUCACCUGACCAUGCCGGAGGAGGCGUUGCCCAUGGUGGUGUCUUUAGGCUUUAUGAACUUCUGGUAUCACAGCAUCCGCGGCUCCCCGCAGAGGACACCGGCGCUGGCAGGACGCAGGGCCCGCGGAGGCAGAGGUCCUGGCCCGGGCACGGAUCCGGAAGAGGCCCCGGGGCCGCCGCUGGAUGGAGUCGGGCCGCAUCGGACAGCAAUGGCUAUGGGUCUGACGUCCAAGAAGGCGUCUGCUCGGAGCGUCGCUGUGGAGCGAAAGAACCUGAUCACGGUCUGCAGAUUCUCGGUGAAGACCCUCCUGGAAAAGUACACGGCGGAGCCGAUCGACGACUCGUCCGAAGAGUUUCUUAACUUUGCUGCUAUUUUAGAGCACAUCCUGAGCCACCGCUUCAAAGGUAACACCGCAGGUUCGGGCAGCUGGUUCAGCUCAGAUGGACAGCGCAGCUUCUGGGAGUACAUCCGGCUGGCCUGCAGCAAGGGCCGGGCGUGGAUUCGAGUGGCGCUGAUGGAGAAACGCCUGUCUGAGUACGUGUCCACGGCUCUGCGGGACACCAGAACCACCAGGAGGUUCUACGAGGAGGGAGCCAUCAUGCUAAGGGAGGAGGCCACAGUGCUGACAGGAAUGCUGAUCGGACUGAGCGCCAUCGACUUCAGCUUUUGCUUGAAGGGAGAGACUCUGGAUGGGAAAUCUCCGGCUGUGAUAGACUACACCCCCUACCUAAAGUUCACUCAGAGCUACGACUACCUUAGCGACGAGGAGGACCGGCGCAGCGUGGACAGCAGCAACAGCGAGGAGAGCGUCCCCGAGCAUCCCUACAUCCCCCUGGUGACCGACGAGGAGAGCUGGAGCAACAAGUGUCGCAAGAUGGAGCAGAGGUUUAAGAUCGUCUACGCCCAAAAGGUGGCUCGGGGCUAUCUGGAGGAGCUGGUGCGCCUGCGGGAGUCGCAGCUCAAGAACGUGGAGACGGAGAACAAGCGUCUGAGAGCAAAGGUGGAGGAGCUGACCGUGCAGGGCCAGCAGGAGAAGAAGGAGCUGGAGGCCAUCGUGCUGGAGCUGCAGGCUCAACUCUCUACCCUCAUGCCAUGUGAUUCCACCAAUCUGGCUAAAGAUCUCUCCAUCCCACUGGUCAACCAGUGGUCUGCCAUCACUAACAACCAGGGCGAUGUCAAGUUAUUCCGCAGGAGGAGUUUCCACAGUCUCGAGCAGCUUUCUGCUGAAGUCAGCCUGAACUCGGACUCCCAGAAGACUGAGGGGAGACAGAAUGGAGACGCUGCCUGGACCUCAGCAGGAAAAGACAACACUCCCUCCAUGUUGGGCCUGUGCGGCUCCCUGGCCUCUUUGCCCAGCUCCAAGUCCCUGGCGAGCCUAAAGUCCAGCGAGUGUCUGGUGAACAUCAGCACCGAGCCCAGCCCCGCGCUCUCCCCCAGCUAGGAGACCUCCAGACCUGCACAGACAGAAUCCGACCCCCAGCCCCGUCCGCCUGGUGAUGCUGCCUUGAUCGUAUCCAAGCACCCGACCAAAACCCCGCUCCCACCCAUCUUCGUGAGAUCCCGGCAGGAAAGUCAUGGAAACGCACCUGGAUUUUUGUACAGGACGCUGAAAUGCUCGAGAAGCUGAAAAAGACCCCAUCUCCUCUCGUCCUUAGCUCAUCUCAUCCACCCGACUCUUUGCUUUUACUCGACAUCCGACACUUUGUAUUAUCCGAAAGCCCACAGACCUUUCCCAAAGCAUCCGCAUUGAUAAAUGUUUCUUCUUAUUUCAAUAUCAUAUGUGUUAGUGCACCUUUGGCCUCUUUUACUCUGCUUUUUGACAAAGUUGAACCAGAACUGUACUCGCAGCUCAGACAGAUGUGACAGAUGUGAUGAUCAUUUAAAGGGUACACGGACGGAAUCCGAGCACGGAUGUUGAUGUUGAUGUUCUAUGAGUGUGACUGAAAGGUCAUGGACUCUGUCACCUGGGAAAUGGCCGUUCAGACACCUCAGACAGUGACGGUUUGUUUAAAUCUGUGCAGCUUUGCUGAUUCUGAAGCUAUCACGUCCAGUGUGUUAUUGGGUUUCACUGAGCCAGCGCCACUGUACAAUAUGCUCUUCAUAGAGUUGUAUUUGUUUGUUUUGUGUUGCAAUAAAAACUGCCUUUUUC